Molecule: messenger RNA, 1078 nt
Organism: Bradysia coprophila
Lineage: Eukaryota; Metazoa; Arthropoda; Insecta; Diptera; Sciaridae
Product: solute carrier family 25 member 35-like
Source: RefSeq, a predicted model, not a curated record
UCUUAUUCUACACUGCAAAGUAGAUACUCGAACGUCACUGUCAGGUUUGUUUAUAAAUAAAAAAAUCUUUUUCCCAUAAGAGUUUAUCUCUUUGAUUUUGAAUAAAAUGUCGCUGCAAGAUAUUCGUUACUCGAAUUUCUUUGUAGCCGGCAUUUCAACCUGUUUCGCAACUGUUUUCACCAAUCCACUAGAAGUUGUUAAAAUUCGAUUACAACUGCAAGGUGAAUUGAUUAAAAUCGAUCCGAAUAAGAGAAUUUAUCGGGGAUUUUUUCACGGACUGUUCCGAAUUGGUUGUGAUGAGGGUGUUAAAGCGUUGCAAAAAGGUUUGGGACCAGCUCUUGGGUUAAAGUUUUGCCAAAAUUCAAUACGUUUAGGAAUAUUUGAUACAGCUACUACAUUUGGAUGGACGAAAAGCAGUGAGGGUCAUAUGUCAGUAUGGCGUGGAUACUUAUGGGGAGCAUUUGGUGGUUCAAUCGGAUCAUGUUUAGGCAGUCCGUUUUAUUUAGUUAAAACUCACAUGCAGUCUUAUUCGGAUGCUAAAGAGGCCGUUGGCUUCCAGAGAAAACACGAUGGAAUGAUUUCAGCAUUCAAAAAAAUAUAUAAAGCACGAGGUAUUCGUGGUUUAUACCGUGGUGCUUCUGCUAACAUUCCAAGAGCUGGCUUAGGGAAUGGUGCUCAACUGGCAACAUACGAACCGUUAAAGGAUUAUAUGAAAAGAAGUGGUUGGAGCUUUUCAAAUUCAACGGUAAAUUCAUUUAUAUGUUCAUGCAUUGCCGGGACAACAAUGGCAAUUGCUGUGAAUCCACCAGAUGUCAUACUGACUCGUUUAUAUAAUCAACCAUUGGACGAUGCUGGCAGAGGGAAAUACUACAGCGGAGUCUGUGACUGUUUUGUUAAAAUUGUCAAAACGGAAGGCGUUUCUGGAUUGUAUAAAGGAUUUUGGCCCGCUUAUAUACGUCAGGCGCCUCAUUCCAUACUGGUCUUACUUUUCUACGAUGAAGCCAAGAAGCUGAGAGAUAAAUUUUUCCCCUGAGUGAUAGAACGUUUUACGGUAGAGUUUUACCAAAGCCUUAGAUUA